CUCCGCUUCUCCAAUAUCAGGUCUACUUCGGCAACAGAAAAAUAAUAGUAACAAUCGGUGAUGGUGGUGGUGUUCGGUUCUAUUGAUUGAGCCACUAGUCUUCAUUCUUUUUUAUUAUUCUGCAAUUUAGUUCUCUUAUUAUUAGAUCUUAAUAUUGGAUCUCUUCUUUAAGAUUUGAUUCCCUUGCACUCAUUUUUUCUAUGCAUUCUCUUUCGAAACAAUAGCAUCAUAAUUGAGUUGUGGGUACAAUGUCAAAAAAAAAAAAAAAAAUGAGUUGUGGGUACAAAAUCAAAGGAGAGAACAAAUAUUUGUUUAUUUGCUGGAAGGAUAGGCUCCUUUUUUCGAUAUCAGCCUGGAGAUUCAGAAGGUGUGGUUGAGAGAUUAUUGACUGCGUUUUCUAUUUUUUUUUUUUUCACUGUUUCAUGUAUAAAGGAUGUUAUGGUUUUUGCCAACAAUUGUAAAGUGUUCCAACGAAAUAUUUCGAAUAAUUUUUAGCUCUUUGUUUUACAAAAUUUUUCAGUUAUUUAUUUCUUUAGUUUAGCUAUUUUAUAAAUUUAGCUGCACGGCUUUUGGAUUUAUUUUGCAAAGUUGAACUCACCUCUCUCUAAUAGAUCGGAAAUACCGCUCCUAAAGAAACAACUCUUUUCCGUUUCUUUCAGUGAUGGAAUUAUAGGAAACUGGUUGCACACUUUUAUCUUUCAUCGUCAACGAAGUACACUGGGGCUAAGUUUUGGCGAUGGGAGGAGGAAUAUAUGGAGAAGAGGGAGAUGAGUAAGAAAAAAUGAAGUUUAGGGGUACCAUUUGUGAUUUUAAAAAAUUUAGGACGGAAGUGCUACUUCACCAAAUUUCAGAAACUAAAUAUUUAAUAUAUAAAAAAUACGAUAUGAGUUAAUUAAUUUUAUAAAAUUUCGGGACGAUAUAAUUAUUUUCAAAAAAGAAAAAAAAAAAAAAAAGUGAAAACGCAUGUUUUGGGGUCCGUUUUGGUAGCAAUCAAAAACCCUAGCACCAAAGGCCAAAACCCUUCCUGCAAAUUUUCCAUGAAGCAGAGUAAUCAAAAGAUCAAAUUUGUCAUUGAAACAUAAAACCAAUGGACUCAAUAAUGGCUACUUCAUCAGGAAAAUCAUCAAGCAACAAGAAGAAGAAGAGGAAGCUAACCAGUCCCGAAGAUAAACCAAGACCUCCAAAAAAGUACCAUAUUGGUAAGCCAGAGAAAGAGAAGGAAGUAUUAGGAGUGAGUGAAAGCUCAAAACAGUCAGAAUUGGAUCGUAUAGUCGAAGUAGGGCGUUCAUGGAAAAAUCUACAAUUGAUUCUGUCGCUCCAGAGUAAAGAAAUUGACCUCCAAAAGAAGAUUGAAUUAGCUUUCAAUUAUGUGAACACGAGGGAAGGAGAAGGUGAGGAAGAUUAUGAAACAGUGCAAGUCUCUCGACUUGUCGUUUUUCUGAACGACUGGGUUCAGUCACUGUUGAUUUCUACUGAUAAGAAAGUUGUAGCUGAGUCUGGUGUUAUUGAGACAUGUUUAGAUUAUAGAUGUUGGCUGAUUUUCAAGUACUGUUUGGAAGAAUCUGUGAGGUUGCAAGUUUCUUUGACUUUCUCGCGGAAUCUUUUGCGAGCUUUUUCUUGUGUUUCAAGAAAUGCAUUGUCUUUAAUCACAGAAAUGCGUUUCGGUUCUAAAGAUUUGGUUUUUAUUGGUGAAGAGUUUGAAUUGUACAGUCUUGUCUUGGAUUGUGUUUCUAUGGUAUUCUCAUCUCAUGGUGGCUUGUCAAAUGAAAAUUUGGACUUGUGGAUUUCUACUGUCCGUGCAGUUCUUGAGCUGGUGCAUAAAAUUUUUUUUGAGAAUCUUGUCGGUGGUAAUGCAGGUGCUUUUGCACUCAGGUUUUCUUGCUUGGUGCUUGAGCCAUUUGCCAGAUUUUUAAGGGUCCACCCGCCUCGAAAAAAUGGUUUUCAUGAGUUUGUGGAUGAACUUCUUGGGUUUCUAUUGUAUUUACUGGGUAUGCUGCAUGGUCAGUUUGAUGGAAGCAAUGCUGGUUGUACAAGAAAAUUGUUGACUAUAGUUGAAGAAGUUUUAUCACAAGGACUGUUUCAUUCAAUCCAUAUUGAUGGAUUUUUGAGCUUACACAGUGCAAGAAAAUAUUCUUCAUCAAAUGAUGGGAAAAUGAAACCCACUAAAACAGUCAUUAAAAGUUACCAUAGGCAUUUGUUUGAUAAACUGGAAUGGAUUAUUGCCUCAAAGAAGGAGUCUGAGUUGAAUGGCUUAGGAGAACUAUUUCAUUUGUUUGUUGAUCGGGUGAAAAAUAACAAAGCAGCUUCAAUGUUGUCUGAAGAGACCAAGCUGUCAGAGGAAAUUGAAAGAUCUAAGCAUUUAGCUGCUCAUAGUUCUAAAGUGGUACAUCAUAUUAGUAGUGUACCUACAGAAAUUAGUUAUAACUCUAGUAAUUUGACUGACGAAAAAAGAGAAUCACUUUUAGAUUUUUUUGUACAGAUUAUGGAGCCUCUUUUAGUUGAGAUUAAUGGCUACCUUGAAACUAAAUUAGAAGUAGGCCCUCUCUUGUUGGAUGCCCACUGUACACUCAAAUCAAUUAAUCAUUUACUAGGCAGCCUUUUUCAAGAAAAAUUAUACCUAAAAACCGCGGAUAUCUCUGGAAGAGCUUUCCGUAAUUUCUUGAAGAAGGUUUAUAAUACUGUUCUCUCAUUUUCCACCAAAUCACUUUGUUUGUCAGCAAGUGAUUCAGAUAACCAGACACAAGAGAUAUUAAUUUUAGUAGCAAAACAGUUCUUUGUUACUGCCCAAAAUUUUCUGGAUAUUGAAUAUGAAGUUAUUGAGAAUGAUUUAACCAGCUUAUGGCUUAUGGCACUUUCUUACUUGGCACUUGGUUAUUAUUUUAAGGAUGUGUCAGAUCAUUGCUCAUUAACUGCCCAAAUACUAGGAUUUGCAAGUCAGCUGGUUAAGCUUUAUAGUGAACUUCGGCAGGUGGAAAGUGCCAUAUUUGCACUCUGUAAAGCCAUUAGACUUAUUAUCACACGUGAGAACAAUAGUGGGGAUAGGCAGAUUUACGGUUGGUUCAGGUCCUGCAUAUCCUGUUUACCUUAUGAAACAUAUGCAAAAUCAGUGGGAAUGCUGCUAUGCGCACAAGAGUUUAAACUAACCAUUCACAAUGGUAUUAAGUCCAUACCAGAAGGACAGGCUGGUGAAUGUAUUAGGCUAUUAAGCAUAGACUUAAUGGAGUCCAUGGAAUGGAUAAAAAGCUGUUCAGCUGCUGACGGAAUGGAACUUCUGGAAUCACAAGAAGGGAGUUCUAAGAUGCUCUAUUUUGAUCUUCAAGCCGAACUUUUUGGACGAGGAUUGUCUGAAAUGUAUGCAAUGGUUAUGGAGUCAUUGACUGUAACAGUUGGGAACAGUAGCCUCCUCGGACGAUCUAUAGAGGAUCUAAUAACUGUAAUUCGUCCCUGCAUGAGUAUUCUGGCUGGACAACAGCCAGAUAGUGCCUACGAUUUCCUCUCUUACAUCACAGGAAAAACUACUGAUAAGGGACCUGAUGGCAACAAACUUGAUAUGCUGAAUUUUGGUGUUUCCACUCACUGGGUCUUCGUGUUCUUUUUUCGCUUAUACAUAUCCUGCCGAAGCUUAUAUAGGCAAGCAAUCACCCUCAUGCCUCCAGAUACAUCAAAAAAGAUGUCAGAAGUAAUGCGGGAUUCAUUUACAGCAUACUCUGGAAGAGAUUCAAUAGAAAGGACUGAGUGGAAAACUGAGGGUUAUUUUUCAUGGAUUGUCCGACCUUCAGCUUCUCUUUGUGUCAUCAUUCAAUCUGUCUCUGACAUUUGUCUUCAGGGCAGCAAUGCAGAUUGCUCUUCUCUGAUUUAUGUAUUGCAUGCUAUGGCUCUUCAGAGGCUUGUAGAUUUGAACAGGCAGAUAAAAUCUUUGGAGUAUAUACUGCAAAUACAGGUCAAGUUGCUUGGUGAUACUAGCUUGUCGGAGUAUUGUAAAAGGAGCAGAAAGUGGGGAAGAUGCCUUUCUAAUAUAAGGGAGGAGGGAGAGAGCCUUACUCAGUUCAUCUUGAGUUACCUCUCAUUAUUGGGUAGUGAUCGAGUUUCAGACUGUACUACUGCUGAUGAAACUGGUCUUGCUACCUACGGCCAAGCUUUUGAUGAAAGUGAAAAAUGGGAUUUCAGUAUCUGUUCUGUGAACAACAAGUCGUUGCUUACUGCAAUCUGGUGGAUUGUUUGUCAAAAUAUUGAUAUUUGGUCUAUUCAUGCUAGUAAGAAAAUGUUAAAGAUAUUCCUCUCCCAUGUCAUCUGCACUUGUCUACCCUCUAUCACAAGAAGCUUCACGGAUGGGGAAAACAGCCAGGCUGACGAAGCUGGUUUUCUGAGAAAAAUUACUAUGCAUCAUAUCUCAUCAGAACUUCUGAAUAAUCCCAUACUGUAUGAACAUAAAUUUGUCUGCAGGCACUUGGCUUCAAGUUUUUGCCAUCUUUUGAAGAAAUCAGUCCUACCAUUAUUUAGUGAUUUUUCAAUCGAGGAUGUUGACUUAAAUUCAUCACCUCAUUGGCAAGAGGUUUUAAGUGCAGUUGGAAGCUUACCAGUGGCUGUUCCAGGAAGCAAAACUGUUACUUUUCAUAAGCUUUCAGAGGGAAGACCAAUUUCUCAUUCAUUGCAUAAGACACCUGCAGAUUUUUCCACAGAGUUAAAGGACAAGAAAUUUACAUCUUGUCAGAGUUUGCUUAGUUUUUUGUGUUGGAUGCCAAAAGGAUAUAUGAAUUCAAGAUCAUUCGCACGUUAUGUCACUUUUCUGCUCAAUCUUGAACGGAAUGUAAUUAGCAGCUUAUUAGAAUUUCAAGAUGCAUCAUCCUCAUGUAAGCAAUAUGAACUCUUAAAGUUGCUUUUCUCCUGCCGGAGGGCCUUGAAAUAUUUAACUAUGGUAUUUUCUGAGGAGAAGACAAGAAUUACUGCAUCAUCAGUCAUUCCAGUGCUGUCUGAAGGUUCAUUUCCUAUGUUAUGGCUUUUCAAAUCGGUGUUCUUGGUGGUUGGGCUUCAAGAGACACUGUCAGAAGAUGAUGCUGAUGAAAUUAGAGAGAUGAUGUUUUCAUUUUUGGAUCACACUUCCUAUAUUUUCCUGAAAUUGAGUGAGUAUCAUUUUACUUUUGCACUUCACUCUGCAUUUGGUAAAGAACCUCAUGAAGUGCAACCCAACACUAAUAUUGCACAGGAAUAUGAUGCUUUGAAUGAAUCUGAUCCUUGUUUGGGUUCCUUAGAAAAUAAUGAAGCAUGGAAAAGUAUUCUUCUCAUGGCUCAGAGUUUGACGCAAAAUAUGCAGGGCUUACUUAUUUCUUUGAAGGGUAGCCUUAUCAAUGAGAAAGCAGAAAAUGAUGUCAAUGUUAAUUUGAACAAAUUAUCCUCUAUAGCUUCUUGUAUGAGUGGCUUCUUGUGGGGUCUAUCAUAUGGCUUGAACCAUUCAAAUGCAACAGAUAAUGAUAAGGUGAAAUUGGGAUUGAAUUUUGAGCCCAACAUUGGUCUGUGCAUCAACGUGUUUGCAGAUUUUUUAAAUUUUGUCUCGCACAUGUUAUUUGUGGAGGUUGGUCAUCAACCUAGAUGUUCAUUUGAUGAUCAAAAUUUUCUAAGCCCAUCUGAUUGCAGCUGUUUGUCAGUUUCAAGGCAGAUUUCAGAUAAAGGGUCUUGUCACACUGUUACUCUAGGUGGUGCACAGGAUCAGAAGUUAAGAGCUGCAGAAAACUGCUCAACAUCAUUAAAUACAGAUGAUAACUUUUGGAGUAUUCAUAGGAAUAGUUCACAGUUGGAAGAAUCAACUUCAGUUGGCAGUAUUACAUGCCAUUGUCGAAAAAAUGGUUUGUUUCAAGGCUUGCUAAAAGGUGACAAUCCUGAAGCUGCAAUCUUGAUCAGACAAUUGUUGAUGGCUUCUUCAGCUCUCUUGAAGCUAAAUUUGCAGAGCAAUGAUAGUUCCUCUUUGUCCAGCUUGAUUGCAAAUUGUUUUGGCUUAUCUAAAAUCUUGCUAUUGAAGUUUGCAGAUGUGUCAGAGGUGCCACAACCAUUCUCUUUUAUUUGCUUAGAUGGUGUUAUUAAGUAUUUGGAAGAAUUAGGAAAUUUUCCCGGUAAUCAUACCUUGGAUGAGAAUAUGUAUGGCAGGUUGGUAGAGUUGUACUUAAAUGCUCUAGGAAAAUGCAUUAGUCUACAAGGAAAAGAAGCUACUCUGGCUUCUCACGAGACAGAGUCAAGUACUAAGAAACUCUGCAGUAAUAAAGGAUCAUCUGAAACAUCUUUUUCACGCAUGUCACUCUUCUUGAACUCAUUCAAAUCUAGGUUGAGGAUGUCAUUCAAAGUUUUAAUAAGCAAGUCGUCAGAGUUUCACAUGUUGUUAGAGGCCAUUAAGAAAGAAUUGAUGGGAGUGCAUAAAGGCUGUAGAACAAUCUGCAAAAUAAAUACAGGGAGUGCAGAUGGUGGCAGUGUGUCUUCAACUGUUGCUGCUGGCAUCGACUGCUUGGAUCUGGUUCUGGAAUAUACCUCAGGUCGUAAACUUUCAGAAAAGCAUGUUCAGAGUUUAAUUCCAUCGCUAUUCAACAUAAUCCUUCACUUGCAAAGUCCAUUACUUUUCUAUGGUAUGCCAACUGGUAGUAUCUGCAAGGGUCCAGAUCCAGGAGCAGUCAUUCUCAUGUGUGUUCAGGUACUAACAAGAAUUUCUGGAAAAGGAAAACUUAAGGAUUCUUGGCAUGUGGCACAAACUUUGCGCAUACCUGGAGCACUUUUUCAAGAUUUCAGUCAACUUAGACUUUUUGAAGGCCCACUUCUAUCUGAUAAAUUCUUGUUCCUGGAUAACCAAGAUGGUGGUCCUGUAGCAGGCAUGCAUUCCUGUGAUGUAGAUCAACAAUUCUCAAUAGAAUUAUUUGCUUCUUGCUGCCGAUUACUAUACACAACUUUGAAGAAAUGCAAAAGGACGUCAGAGGAUUGCAUUCCUUUGCUUCAGGAAUCUUCCUGUAUUCUUCUUAGUUGUUUGGAGACGGUGGAUAAUGACUUGAUAGUCAGAAAAAGUUAUUUUUCAUGGGGGUUUCAAGCGGGAGUGGAAUGUGCCUGCUAUCUCCGGAGGAUUUAUGAAGAGUUACGACAGCAAAGUGACAUCUUUGGCAAGCACUGCUACAAGUUUUUAUCAAAUUACAUAUGGGUUUAUUCAGGAUACGGUCCCCUUAAAACUGGCAUCAGAAGAGAAAUAGAUGAAGCUCUGAGACCAGGUGUAUAUGCUCUAAUAGAUGCCUGCUCAGAUGAUGAUCUUCAGUAUCUUCAUUCUGUAUUUGGAGAGGGUCCUUGCAGAAGUACCUUGGCAAUUUUGCAACAUGAUUACAAACUGAAUUUCAAAUAUGAAGGAAAAGUUUGAUUUAAGAUUUUCCUACUGCAGCAGAAAAGUUAUUGUGGACAAGAAACAUUAAAUCCAAUUUGAAAAAAGUAAAAAAGAAAAAAGAAAAUGGAAGCUAAGGAGAAAAAGGGUUGAUGAAGCUGAUUGGUUGAUAAAGUUGAAAUCACUGUUGAAAGCUUCUGAUUCAAAAGUCUCCAACUUUUGUUUUCGCCUCAUUGGGCAAGGGAUGCCAAAUGGGGCAACAGGCAGGGUUGGGGAUUGCCUCUCCCAUCCUCGCCCCACAAAAGAUUGGUCUUGCAGGGAGAACUUCCCCGUCGGAAAUUGUAGCAGAGCAAGUUUUGUUACGAGAAUUUUUUAUUCUUUUUGUUUUUUAUUUUAUUUCAAUGUAUCAUUAUAAAAUAUAAAUUUGUUUUGUUCAAAAAGUAAACUAUAGGUUACAAUUUUGGACAUAAUGUUGAUAUAGAUAUACUUUUUAUUAAAAUUAUAAUAUAUAAAUACUUAAAUA
Jatropha curcas is the source of this 7862-nucleotide messenger RNA. RefSeq names its product Urb2/Npa2 family protein. Gene Ontology annotation, biological process: ribosome biogenesis. NCBI's taxonomy places the organism in Eukaryota, Viridiplantae, Streptophyta, Magnoliopsida, Malpighiales, Euphorbiaceae. The record is from RefSeq and is a predicted model, not a curated record. Gene Ontology annotation, cellular component: nucleolus.